Molecule: messenger RNA, 1098 nt
Organism: Naegleria lovaniensis
Lineage: Eukaryota; Heterolobosea; Eutetramitea; Acrasida; Naegleriidae
Exons: 1
Coding region: 1-1098 (365 amino acids)
Molecular function (GO): protein binding
Source: RefSeq, a predicted model, not a curated record
AUGUCUUGUCCUUUCGAGCAACACAAUUCUUUUGUGUUUCUCAAUGGCGUGCGCUAUCAAAUCCACACACAGUUCAAUACGGAAACUCAUGAAUUUACCCAAAUCAUGCAUGAAAUUUCCACUCCGAAUCAACAAUACAACAAGAAGCGAAAAGAUUCUCCAUGUCUGACGAAUAAUGGCGACAACCAACAAUUCAGGAAAAUAUUGAAAAUUGUAAAACAAUACACGGAUGAAAAUUUCAUUCCGAUUCAACAUGAAUUACUUUUAAAACAAAAAGACAUGUUUUGGGAAGUGAUUCAAUUCUUGGAAAUGAGUGAUAUUGUUUUCCAUGUGAGAAGUGUCUGCAAGGUUUGGAAUGAUUGGAUUCUUUAUGAAUACAAUUCCAAUUGGAAGAACAUGUAUCAACAAAACUUUAACAACUUGCUACCACAGCAACAUCACAAUGAAGUGAAUGGAGUGAAAUUCUUUCUUUUUCCUCUCUAUUUAUACCGAAAGGCACAACGUUAUCAUCAGGAAAAUUAUAAACCCAAUACAGGGCUCAAGUUAUCCAGAAUCACCGAAUUAUUACAAUUACCUCAGAUGCAACAAUUGCAGCGAGCACUCAAUUCGUGCUUAUUCAUCAAAAAGUUCGAACUUUCUGAAUUUGAAUAUUCCAAUGAUUGCGGCAUGACAGAACUCGAUGGAAAGAUCAUGAUCCACAACGUUCAUGGAAAUGGUGUUGUGUUACUGCUUGACAUUUCCUCAAGCAAUUAUUCUACUCAGUUUUCAUAUGAGGGCCGUGACCAUUUAACUAUUUCUUAUCGUGAGCUCGUUUCACAUGAAGAGGGAAAGAAUCAUUCUCUUGUAGAGAUAUCUACUUACAAUGAUGAUACAACGUGUGAUGUUGAACGAGAACAGAUUGAGCUCAUAUUUGAGAAAUUGGGUCUUGAUUCACUCGUAGCAGAGCGUAAGAAUGGUGGGAAAAAAUUGACGGAUAUUCUUGAAGUGCUUACUUUGAUUCCGUUUGAUUCUUAUCGCAAUCGUAAAGGUCAUACCUUUUAUCCCCGCAAGCGCACCUUAGAUUACUUUGACCGUAUUGAUGACGAGAAUGACGAUUGA